Pisolithus orientalis is the source of this 462-nucleotide messenger RNA. RefSeq lists its product as uncharacterized. NCBI's taxonomy places the organism in Eukaryota, Fungi, Basidiomycota, Agaricomycetes, Boletales, Pisolithaceae. The record is from RefSeq and is a predicted model, not a curated record. Bases 1 to 462 code for a protein of 153 amino acids. The transcript has a single exon.
AUGGAUUUCAUCUGGUGGAUUUGGAAUGCUUCACUUGGUGAUGGGAUGGGGCUUGGAGGAGAGUCUGUUAACCGGCUCUGCAAUCCUCUGAUGGACAUCCUCAAACUUGUUGAUCCUUGUCAAAAACUUGCCAUCCAAAUCUUCAUCACUCUUGAGCACUCAUUGGAGUCUGGAUAUGAGAAGAUACGCAUUGGCAUCCAUGCCUGUUUUCCAGGCUCUGAACUUCCCUCGUUCUACCAGGUCAAACACCUCCUUGUGGACCUAACUGGAGUCAUGUCUAUCAUCAACCACAUGUGUAUCAACUCAUGCACCACAUUUGUUGGUCCCUAUGCCCAUCUUGACACCUGUCCUGAAUGUGAUGAGCCACACUAUGACCAGCUUCGACAGAACAGAGGGGUCAAACACCCUCAUGCUGUCUUCCACACCAUUCCUAUCGGUCCCCAACUCCAAGCCCUCUGGUGA